Messenger RNA from Boleophthalmus pectinirostris (great blue-spotted mudskipper), 2350 nucleotides. It is a transcript of the gene spock1, whose product is annotated as SPARC (osteonectin), cwcv and kazal like domains proteoglycan 1. Gene Ontology annotation, molecular function: protein binding; calcium ion binding. The transcript is spliced from 12 exons. NCBI's taxonomy places the organism in Eukaryota, Metazoa, Chordata, Actinopteri, Gobiiformes, Gobiidae. The record is from RefSeq and is a predicted model, not a curated record. The coding region runs from base 81 to 1496 and encodes 471 amino acids.
CAGUCCGGUGCGAGAGGACUGUGCCCGGGGCCGUGGAAUUACUUUCUCCGGGAGUCGGAAUAGGACACCAGACAGCGCAGAUGAUGCUGGUCUUUCUGCUACCUGCCGUUGCUCUCUUACUGAGCACGCAAACGCCGGUCUCCGCUAACAACAACAACGACAAAUGGCUGAGCACUGUGGCCCAAUACAACAAGGACAGAUCCUGGAACCGAUUCAGAGACGAUGACUACUUCAAAAGCUGGGCCCCUGCCAAGUCUCUGGACCAAGAGCACCCACCGGAGUCUGGGAGGUCUGAGAAGCGUGGAUCCCGGGCCCAUUUAGUUGCAUCCAAGAAUCCAGUACAGGAGGGUCCAGAUGUAACCAAGCAGGAUCCUUGUCUGAAGGUGAAGUGCCCUCCUCACAAGAUUUGCAUAAGCCAUGAUUACCAGACAGCCAUUUGCACCAACCACAAGCAGCCAGGUCACAGUGUAAAAGCCAGGAAAGGCAGCUCAGGACACAAGCACAGAGCAGAAGCAGGUGCUCAUGGGAAAUGUAGGCUUUGCUCGACUCAACAGUCAACUCCUGUCUGUGGAUCUGACGGACACACCUACUCCUCCAAGUGCAAGUUGGAGUUCCAGAGCUGUCUCUCGGGGAAGACUAUACUGGUCCGGUGUGAUGGGCUGUGUCCCUGUUUGCCGGGUCACGAGGUCCCCAAACCGCAGCACAAACAGGACAAGAUCCAAAGAACUGAGAAGCGAGGGAAAGCAGAGAGAGCUGCCUGCACAGACGCAGAGCUGCACAGUCUGGCGGCAAGGCUCAAGGACUGGUUCGGAGUUCUGCACCAAGACGCCAACAGAGACCUCAAAUCCUCCGACAGUGUGGAUGCUGCCAACGGACAUUUUGACACCAGCAUCCUGCCCAUCUGUAAGGACUCUCUCGGCUGGAUGUUCAACAAACUGGACAUGAACUUUGACCUCCUGCUUGACCAGUCAGAGCUGAGUGCCAUCUACUUGGACAAGUACGAGCUGUGCAUGAAGCCUCUCUUCAACUCCUGCGACUCUUUCAAGGACGGAAAACUGUCCAACAACGAGUGGUGCUUCUGCUUUCAAAAACCCCAAGGCUUGCCCUGCCAAACAGAGAAGAGCAAGAUACAAAAUCAGAGUCGAAAGAAAAGCCUCAUAGGCGCAUACAUUCCCCGCUGUACUGAGGAGGGUUACUUCAAGCCGACCCAAUGUCACAGCAGCACCGGCCAGUGUUGGUGUGUGGACAAAUACGGCAACGAGAUCGCAGGAUCCAGAAAACAAGGCAACCCCAACUGCGAUGAGGACCAGGAGACAUCAGGGGACUUUGGCAGUGGCGGCGCUGUCAUUCUGCUGGACGACCAGGAAGAGGAGCACUCGCCGAGCGGCCGCAGUCGGCAGAAGAAGAGACGGGGCCGGAUCCACCCUCGUGGCGCCGUGGAGGACGACGAGGACGGGGACGAUGACAAAGAGGAAGAGAUUGGGUACAUUUGGUAGCUCCGCCCCCUUUUCUUCAACGCCAUCAGCCGACCAGGAAUCUCCCAAACGCAGCACAGAUCUGAAGCCAUUCCAGCGUGUCCUCCAUUUUCCUUUGGCCCAUCUCUUCACCAAUCUUUCUGUCGCAAGCUUGUUUUGAUCUCCGAACAUUUGCAAACGUCACAAAAAAAUCAUAGAUGUCAUGAACAGUGGUAGAGAGUCAAGCUGUCCACUGUCAAUGAUCUCAAAUCAACAAAGCCCCCAAAUAUCGGACCCUCUCUCACAUCUCUUUCUUUCCCCUCCUCUCUGUCGGUCUACGUGGACAUCUCAGAACAUCGUGUGCUCCCAAACACAUUAGCUGAUGUACCAGAUGUAAAUAUGUUCCUCCGGCUAAGGCAGAUUGUGGACUCAAAUUAACCCAAUCUUCCUUUAGACUUUCUCGACCAUCUUGUAUGUUUUACAAUAUCUCUGCCACAUCUGUCACAUCAUGGAGGAUUGUAAAUUAUUUCUUUGUUGAUCUUGAAUGUCCCGGAAAUGUCCAGGAAGCAAUGAGAUUAAAGCUGUAAUUGUCGUUGUUGUUGCAUGUAUCUCAUCGUGUAUCUGUAAAAAGAGAGAUUUACCUGGCCAGGUCUAGCUCUAUGCAUCUCCAACUGAAAGCGAUGCCUAAAAUGGCUGCUACGAUACUUUGUUGCUAUGUUGAUGCUGUCUAGUGUCUUUUUCAGUUCUUCUCCCAAUCUCAGGAGGUAGGAAGCGAGCAGAGCAAUUUGUAUAGUUGACUAGAUAUGAACUGUCUCUGCGUCUAUGCCAGUUUUUCUUUUACUCAGUGGUCAGUGGGGCUGCCUGUGUAUGGACAAUAGAGAGAGGUGCUUCUGAGC